AUGGCGUCAGAGAGAAUGGACAAGGAAGAUGAAGAGGAGAGAUAUUAUGGCUUGGAUGGGGGAUACCUCUUCCAUAACAAAGAACAGAUAACUUCUCUUAGCAACAAUUCGAAUCUGAUAUUCCCGGCUUGUCCCCGGCAUGUCCCCGGCUUGUCCCCUGCUUGGUCCCGGCUUGUCCCCGGCUUGUCCCCUGCUUGGUCCCGGCUUGUCCCCUGCUUGGUCCCGGCUUGUCGCCGGCUUGUCCCCUGCUUGGUCCCGGCUUGUCCCCGGCUUGGUCCCGGCUUGUCCCCUGCUUGGUCCCGGCUAGUCCCAACUAGUCCCCAGGCUUGUCUCCUUGGUCCCGGCUUGUCCCCCUAUAUUGGUCCCGGCUUGUCCCUGCUUGGUCCCGUUUGUUUAAGUCUAUAUUUGUCAGUUCAUUAUCUAUUUAUCUAUCUAUCUAUCUAUCUAUCUACGUCGACUAAUAUCUUACCCAGAUCAUAUCUAUCUAUCUAUCUAUCUAUCUAUCUAUCUAUCUAUCUAUCUAUCUAUCUCAGUCUGUUCACAUCUAUCUAUCUAUCUAUCUAUCUAUCUAUCGAUCUAUCUAUCUAUCUAUCUAUCUCAAUUUGUUUAUCUAUCUCAAUCUAUCUAUCUAUCUAUCUAUCUAUCUAUCUAUCUAUCUAUCUAUCUAUCUAUCUUAAACUCUGA
This is a messenger RNA of Acanthosepion pharaonis, 684 nucleotides long. The record is from the annotation of a GenBank genome assembly. NCBI's taxonomy places the organism in Eukaryota, Metazoa, Mollusca, Cephalopoda, Sepiida, Sepiidae.